AUGGGAUUCACGCUCUUGGUGCUCGCAAUAGCGGUGGGUAGCGCUCGGUGCGCUACUUCCCGACAGUCUCCGACGGAAUGUGCUGAUGGAUCUAUGACUUUAUGGAUGCAAAAUAGUGACGGCAAAAAUCCAUGUGAACUUGUCCAGGACGUUCUGCGUGUAUGUGACCCCUCGUUUAGCCUUGAGUUUCUUCCACGGGGUUACACCUGCGAUAAUUCGUAUGGGUCUACGCUCGCGCCGUGUUGUUGCGGUAGUCCAACAUUUGCACUUAUGAGCGCGUGCUGGUCUUGCCAGUAUAACAUCACGUUCGAACUGGUAUCCACAACGUUUACUGGCUUUGUGAAGGACUGCCAAACUCUGCCAAACCCUAUCACAUCGUAUGAUACGAGAGUGCGAAGUAACAUCACAGCUCUUGGCUUGCCUCUCUGGUCUCAAGUUGAGCCUUUGGCAGGAAAAUGGGAUUUCACAGGCGCGUGGCGCAAUUCAACGCCCUCUCCGACCGUGGCGCCCCCUGUGCCUACGGGAUACCCCAUUCAGUUCAACUCCACUGGUAUCUCCAAGGGCGCUUUGGCCGGCGCGAUCGUGGGUGCAAUUCUCGGCUCAAAGCUCCUAUUUAUGCUGGCGGGCUAUCUUUUCUAUCGCUGGUGGAAGAAGCAACCCGGCCAUAAUGGCGAAGAUAAUGAGAGAGGAUACGUUCAUCAUGUGUUUGGCUCCCGUGCGCAUGUCGACCUCGAUGAAGACACCGCUUCUCCACGCUCUUCUCGCUGGCUUGGCGUACCUUCUUACCUCCAGCCAACAUCGUUUCAUUCUCCUUCCUCGGCAGAUAGCGGCUCUCCAAUUCCUGGCCAGCAAGAACUUAGCCCGCAUAACACACCUUCUGGACAAAACAUGCCUAGAGAAGCUCAGGUAACUCCCUAUUUUCCUAGCCAAGGGCGAGUUGAGAGUGAAAAGGCGCGUGAACGGAGGCGAUCGCACUCUAUGACACUUCACGUUGCCAAUAACGGGGGCACAACUAGUGACGAAGAGAAUCGUGCUCCGGCACCUCAACCCGCGCUUCUUCCUCGCCCUCCCUCCACUUCUUCCGGCCCUGGUUCGCCAGCCGCCGUAUUAAAUUCCCCUCCAAUGCUAGCGAUGGCUUCACGAUCCACUUCACACGCAGAUUCAACCUCGACCUCUGAUUUACAUGGCCACUCUGCUUCGACGGGCUCCGGUUCAGGGACAAGGUAUCAAGAAGACGAUGCCGGUUACCGCAUUGUGAUCGAAGAUGGGAGCGGGGGGCAAGAAGUUGUUCGAAGCGUACCGCCUGCAUACGUAGACUAUCGGAAAGGAUAUUCAAAUGCACGUCUGGACAAGAGAAGUCUCACUCGUCAAGAUAGUGCGCAAGCAGAUGGAAGUAAUAAUACUCACGAAGGAAGCAGUGGAUCUGCUGUGAGCGAAACGGGAAGACCUGGCGGGACUAGCGACAACACUAGCACAACAUGUAUAAACUCAUCCUCGAACCAUUCUGGCCCCUCGAGUCCAAAGAAGCAAGAUGCCGAGGCUCACGAUACGGACACGAUUGAUGCUAAGACAAUGACCGAAACCAACACGGUCCGAGAACCUCUAACGGAACCUGACCAUCGAGACAGGACUGAAUCUGGUGAUUCUGAAGGAGCCGCGACAAUAAAGCCCCCCGCGGAACUUGGAAACCCCGGGCCAAUUGAACGUUCAAGCACCUCGGAUCUUGCAGCUCUCACCGCUGCCAAUACUGCAGCCAAUCGUCCGACUACAUCGGGCUCGAACGCUUCUUAUCAUACGGCUCGCCCAUCGCAUGCUACUCACACUUCGGCCCCCGCCGGAGUUACUUUCGCAGACCCCAUGCCUCAAGGCCAUGAUAGUUCAGAACAAGACGAUCCUAAGACCUCGGGUGAUAUCUCCCCUCCCAAGAACGAUCCCCCGCAGGCCGCUGCAAGCCCAGCCCCUUGGAGCUGGGGCCGCGCACUAGGCGCCUUUGGGCUAGGAGGAGCGAGUCCUUCUGGCUCAUAA
Messenger RNA from Rhizoctonia solani, 2025 nucleotides. RefSeq lists its product as uncharacterized. The coding region runs from base 1 to 2025 and encodes 674 amino acids. The record is from RefSeq and is a predicted model, not a curated record. The transcript has 7 exons. NCBI's taxonomy places the organism in Eukaryota, Fungi, Basidiomycota, Agaricomycetes, Cantharellales, Ceratobasidiaceae.